Messenger RNA from Arctia plantaginis, 738 nucleotides. The record is from the annotation of a GenBank genome assembly. Lineage: Eukaryota; Metazoa; Arthropoda; Insecta; Lepidoptera; Erebidae.
AUGCCAUUUAUUGAAGACGAAUGGUGGUCUGCGGAGAAUGAGGGCAGAAUGGUCGAUCUCUCCAAUUGCCUGCAGUUCCAGGACGCGGUAGUGGCAGCCGGCGGCCAAGCGGCCGCUCAAUUGCAACAAAUGGCGACAUCUCUCGGUGACCUCUCGCAAGCCGAGCUCACAAAUAUCGUCGGAGGACUAACACUCGAGCCCGACUCUGGAGAGGCGGCUGACCCAGACGACAUCCUCAAGCAAUUAGGAGAGACAGCGUUUGAUAACUUCGAAACGUUUUUUACUGACCUCACAAAUGCUACUGCGUCGGUUGUACCACCAAUUGAAAUAAAGCAAGAAGAAAACAAUAACAUAACAUCGCCAGCGUCGAGUAGCCAACUCCAGGGCUACUAUCAACAAAACAGUCAAUUAUCACUGCCAAACAACGGCCAACAACGGUUACAACAACUGUUGAGAUCUGGCACUAGCGCCAUCAACAAUGCCGUUACAAAUACAAUCAAUAAUGGACGAUACAACAUCGCCUCCGCGAAUCCUUUGCUUGCUGAGAAGUUAUCAGCGACAUCUAGCGCUAUAAAGCAAGAACCAAUUAGUUCUGACUACAAUACAUCGAGUAUGAACUACGGGAACGCGUCGCCGAUGCAGAGAAUGCCGAGCGGGAAGCCGCAGGUGCACGAUGCUGGUGGAGGUAAAGUUUACAUCAUGUCGGGAUGCUUUACCCACUAUGCAGUUUUCUCUUAG